Molecule: messenger RNA, 840 nt
Organism: Monoraphidium neglectum
Lineage: Eukaryota; Viridiplantae; Chlorophyta; Chlorophyceae; Sphaeropleales; Selenastraceae
Exons: 2
Coding region: 1-840 (279 amino acids)
Source: RefSeq, a predicted model, not a curated record
AUGCAGACCGACAGCAGCGCCGGCAGCAUGCAGCCACAGCAGCGCCCCGCACCCGGCGGCGCAGCGCUGCACCCGCCGCUCGCCCUGGACGUUUUGCGGCACAUUGUGGCGCACGUCAAAGACGGCGCCACCCGCCGCGCGCUUCGGGCCUCCAGCUCCGGCCUGCGCCGGCUGGUCAACGCGUCGGCUGCUGAGCUGGCGUUCCCCGAGGGCCGCGAGGGCGCCGACGCGAUGCGCCACGUUGCAGCGCGCUGCGAGCAGUGGCGCGGCGUGAGGGUGCUGCGCGUGCGGGGCGCCGGCGCUGAGUCCGUGCGUGCGCUGCUGGAUCUACUGGAUGCGGCGGCCAGGCACUGCCCCGAACUUGAUGCUGUGCAGGCCUGGGACAUCAGACGCGACUUUGCCACCACGCUGACCGCCCGCGUGGCCACCGGCCAGCUGGCGAAGCUCGGGACGCUGGACCUCAGCAGCGACCCCUCUCUGGGACCCCUCCUGCUCUCGCCACUGGGCGCGGCGACGUGCCUCACCUCCCUCCGGUUGACGGGCCUCUUCCACGAAGCGGGCGAGGCGUGGCUGCCGUCGAGCCUGCGCCGGCUGCGGCUGUACACGCCCCCGGACGAGGGCGCAGGCAUGUGCGAGACGUCAUGGCUGGACAGCGUCGUCGCGUGCACCCGCCUGGAGGCGCUGCAGCUGAUUGGGCUGUGUGGACGGGGCCUGAGCAUGGACCCUGGAGAAGGGUUAAAUGUCCAGGAGAAUGGCGACGGCCUGCAGAAGUUCUACUCUGUGCUUGCGCAGGUGGGACAUCAGGCCCAUCGGGGUGUGGGCUACGCGGCCAUUGCUUGA